AUGGUGACUACGUUGCCGACUCCGCUGCUGGCGGUGUCGCUGCUCUUCCGCUCCAAGCCACGUUUUGCCGGGAUCGACCAUGUAAUCAGCUCCGUGUCGGCCUACGCUGACUCAUCCGUCGAGCUGCCUCUCAAUAAGGCGUGCAAAUACGGGUCCGUGACGCUGCUGAACCGCAUCUGGAACAGUACCGUCGACUUGGAACCCGGAGGGUGGGGACUCUGGUCCGUCAGGAAGUUGCUGCGGGCGUAUAAGCUAUAUGGCAAACUGCAGUUCACGUUGUGUCUUUUAGAAGCAGUAAAAACCAACAACGUGGAUAUCGUUCAGUGGCUGUUCCAUCAUUUUCCAGACUACGGAGUGAGGCGGAAAGUAAUUUACGAUGCAGCAUCAGCAGGAGCGUUAGAAAUUUUGCAAUAUUUCCGAGCUAAUGGAACCGUAAUAAGGAACGAAGAGGAGGAGCAGGAAGAGGAUGAAGAAUGGGACGAAGAAAAGGAAAACUGGGAGAGAGGUCGUUGGGUUCGUUGGGGAGGACUCGAUGCAGCCAAAGCUGCAAUCGCCGGACAUUCUGACGUCGUUAAGUGGAUGUACGAGACUUAUGCACAGACCUGUGAAAACAGAAACGACUUCUGCGCCAUGGAUGGGGCUUUUAUUGCAGGAGACAUGGAUCUGGCAAACUGGUUGAUGGAUGAGCUUUGCAUGGAUCCCGAAGGACACGAAGCACUACAUGGUGCAGCCGCUAAUGGACACGUCGAGCCGCUGCAGUGGUUUCAAGAACGUGGAGAAUACACGUCGUGGGAUGCUGGGACGCUGUUUAAAGCAGCGGAAGCAGGGAAAUUGAACGUGGUUCGAUGGAUUGUCGACCGUGAUCGAAAUGAUAGUGAGCUUGGAGACCAAAGUGGCCCAGAUGAAUACAAUUUUGACUACAGUUAUGGAGAUAGAACGCGUCGGACGUAUCUCACUUGCCUUGGAGGAGAAGCAACGCUGGCUAUACAUGCUGCUGCGAUUAAUGGACACUUGGAAGUUGCUAAAUAUUUGCGUGCUCACACUGACAAACCACGCAAUGACCGAGAGAAAACAAAAGAGAAAUGGAGACUGAGCAAAAGAAAGAAAGCUUUAUCCGAGCGAUUGAAAGGGAAUUCCAGUGUCGAAACCGUUUCUGGAAGAACUAUGUUGUUUGCUGCAGAGCGAGGAUUCCUGGAUGUGAUCAAGUGGCUGUACGUCGAAUAUCACGCGGAUCCAAAAAUUAAUCUCUUCUGGGUCUGUGGACACAUCGAUGAGUACGGGUACAGUGAAAAUGACAAUGAUUGCGGUGAUAGUGAGUCCUACUGCAGCGUGGUGGACGCAGCAGCAGGUAAAGGCCAUUUGGAGAUCGUUCAAUAUUUGCUUCACAUCGGACAAGAGGAGGAAGAUACUCGAAAACACAAGCGACAACGCAUUCAAGAGAACCCAGACACUGUCACUCGUGACUCCUUGAGUCCACCAACCAAGCCAAAGUGCACCGCAGUAGCGAUGGACGUCGCAGCGGCUCAUGGUCACUUAGAUGUUGUUCAAUGGCUUCAUGCGAAUCGUUCGGAGGGUUGUACAACUGCUGCAAUGGAUCUCGCAGCGACAAAUGGGCAUCUGGACACUGUUGAGUGGCUACACGCUCACCGGUCAGAAAGAUGUACUGUCGAAGCGAUGGAUGGUGCUGCGAGUGGCGGCCACCUGGAUGUUGUGAAGUGGUUGCACAAGUACAGGACCGAGGGCUGCACAACUGCAGCUAUGGACAAUGCAGCGAGUGGUGGACAUUUCGAAGUCGUUAAGUGGCUGCACGAUAAACAUGCGGGCUGUACAGCUGCCGCGUUGGACGGUGCCGCCGCCUAUGGCAAGUUGGAAAUUGUAAAAUGGCUACAUAGAAAUCGAUCCGAGGGAUGCACAAAGUUGGCAAUGGACGGCGCUGCUCAUGGAGGCCAUUUGCGAGUACUUCGGUGGCUGCUUGAGAACCGGAAAGAAGGAUUCACUGAAAGAGCAUUAGAUAAUGCGGCGCGGUACUCGCAGUUCGAAACUCUGUUGAUUUUGCACAACAUUGCGCAGCAAGGUUACGUAAAGCAGGUUGACAUCAUGGAUGAAGAAGAGUCCAAUAAAUGGAUCUCCGAGCAUUACCACGACAUCGCACGGGCAGAAUUCUAUUCCGGCAAUGGCGUUGGAUGGUAG
This is a messenger RNA of Phytophthora nicotianae INRA-310, 2190 nucleotides long. RefSeq lists its product as hypothetical. The record is from RefSeq and is a predicted model, not a curated record. The transcript has a single exon. Lineage: Eukaryota; Oomycota; Peronosporomycetes; Peronosporales; Peronosporaceae. Bases 1 to 2190 code for a protein of 729 amino acids. Gene Ontology annotation, molecular function: protein binding.